AUAAGGCCAAGUUCAAUUAAGAACCAGAAGAUGAGAAUUAGAAGUCUAAGCCAGUUUAAGAUAUCUUCUCGACGAUGAGGUGCGACAACUUAUUUUUUUACGCAGUGUUAUUGGGUUUUAAUUCUUGGUUGACGGUUUGCAAUGGAACCAUAUUGAACUCAAACGAAAAAGAAGCAAAGCAAUUUGCACUAGAGACAAGUGACAAUAUUUUUAAGUUCUACGAUGCUUUGCGAUUGGACACAAAUUUGAUAAAUGACAGUGAAAACCAAAACAGAACUCAAAACAUCUUGAAUGAGGCGCAGUUCUUGGUGGAUAUUGUUCAAAAAGCCAAAAAGUUUGAUUUCAAAAAUUUCAAAGAUCAAGAACUAAAGCGUGCUUUUGAAGCAAUUGUAAGAAUCUCUGAUGAAAUGGUUAUAGGGGCAGAGCAAUUUUUGGAAAUAUGGAAUUCAUUAAUCGAGCUCAAAGAAUUGGAAGCAUACACGAGCUAUGAUUGCUUUAAGGAAUGUGGUGGUAAUGGAAGUAGCAUCGGAGCAGGGGAGGUUAUGCAGCUAAUGACAAAUUCUGAGAAUCCAGAGGAAUUGGAACAUUAUUGGAAGCAAGUUAGAAAGACAACAGCAGAAUGGGCAAAGAAGAAUAUGCAUAUGCUUGUCGAUGGAUUGAAAAAAGCUGCUAAUUUAACAG
Eupeodes corollae is the source of this 681-nucleotide messenger RNA. Its product is annotated as angiotensin-converting enzyme-like. The record is from RefSeq and is a predicted model, not a curated record. The transcript has 2 exons. NCBI's taxonomy places the organism in Eukaryota, Metazoa, Arthropoda, Insecta, Diptera, Syrphidae. Gene Ontology annotation, biological process: proteolysis. Gene Ontology annotation, molecular function: metallopeptidase activity; peptidyl-dipeptidase activity. Gene Ontology annotation, cellular component: membrane. The annotation marks the transcript as partial.